Messenger RNA from Abrus precatorius (Indian licorice), 1345 nucleotides. RefSeq lists its product as uncharacterized. The coding region runs from base 43 to 744 and encodes 233 amino acids. NCBI's taxonomy places the organism in Eukaryota, Viridiplantae, Streptophyta, Magnoliopsida, Fabales, Fabaceae. The transcript is spliced from 8 exons. The record is from RefSeq and is a predicted model, not a curated record.
AAUCAUAAAUAAGGUUAGUGGGUGGAAGAAGCGGGAAGAGGCAUGGGGGGAAGGGAAAGCGAUCCGCAGAAACAACUGUUGAACCUCAUCCGCAAUUUCGCCGCUGAGAAAUCUCAAGGAGAAAGGAGAGUAGUUACUCUCAGAAAGCAAAUCGAGAAGCUUACUUGGGAGCUGAGCGAGGCCAAUUCAGAGCUUGAAAAUGCGAAGCGCUGCAAGGAACUGGUGGAACAGGAUCUCAAAGGCUUUGAAGUUCAAUUGUUUUUAAGUGAAGCUUCGGCUCAAACGCUAGAGGCGAGGGUUUCUCUAAUUCAAGACCAGAUCUCUGCCGUUGGAUCUGACUUGGAAACUCUCAAGAAUGAAGAAGCAGCAUUACGUGACCAAUUCAUCCACAACAUGCUUCGUCUGAAUGCGGAGAUAAGGAAAUUUCAUCAUAAUAUCAUUACUUGGGAGAUCGAUGCAGUAGAUUGUGCAGCUUCCAAAGAUGCACCGCAAGUAAUUAUGAAAGAGAACGAUGCUGAAGUUGCUUUAAAGGUUCUUGAAAGUAGGCUUUUGGAGUUAAUAUCUCAGACUGCUAAAGCGGAUGAGGAAUACCAAGCAGAGCAGAAAAUUUAUAAGAACGUCCAACAGCAAUUGAUUGAUCACGAAAGAAAGGUUUCCUUAAUGAACAUGAUAGUCAUGGAAACAGAAGAAUUGCAGGAUCUAACCAUAUAUCCUUACAAAUUUUUAACUGGUGCAAUUGUUUGAUAGUCUCUGCCUCGCAGGUUACACAACCUAAAAUCGUAGAAUAAUUUCACUAACAAAGAACAGUAGAAUACCCGUAAGUCGAUGGAGGUGAUUUACAAAUUGUAAAUGAAAUCAGUGAAUUUAAUGGGUAUGUUUCACUAUCAUAUAAUUAGCGUGCUCCAUUGUUAUAAGCUACUAUUUCGCCAUGAUUCAUUCCGAGGGCUGAACAGUAUACCUAGAAACUAUAGAAGGCGACACUUGAUCAAUGCAAGAAUAUUACUGACCAAAAUCAAGCUAAUCACAACCUAGAUUUUUGUCAUUCUGUAAAUCUCAUCAAAAUGAAAAGAGAGAAAGAGAGAGAGAGAUGAACAAGAAUUGUAAUUUUCUUUACAACAGAAAAGCAUGCUAUUGUUCAAUCCCCCCUUCUCGCAAAUUAGAUUUUGUAGUUAAUGUGAUCUUAGCAUCAUAAAUAUAGAGAAAAUAUUUUAAUUGAUUAGCAGCAUAAUCAAAGCAGAGUUACGUCCUUAACUGGAAACAAGCAAUCUUCUAAAUUGGAAGCAACAUAUAGUUCACUUGGUGAGGAGCUUCAAAGGAGAUGCAUGUGUCCUAGUUGUCAUCUGGA